This is a messenger RNA of Crotalus tigris (Tiger rattlesnake), 2687 nucleotides long. It is a transcript of the gene SARM1, whose product is annotated as sterile alpha and TIR motif containing 1. Lineage: Eukaryota; Metazoa; Chordata; Lepidosauria; Squamata; Viperidae. Bases 160 to 2298 code for a protein of 712 amino acids. Gene Ontology annotation, biological process: signal transduction; negative regulation of MyD88-independent toll-like receptor signaling pathway; response to axon injury. Gene Ontology annotation, cellular component: dendrite. The record is from RefSeq and is a predicted model, not a curated record. Gene Ontology annotation, molecular function: NAD+ nucleosidase activity; protein binding; signaling adaptor activity. The transcript has 9 exons.
GAUGGCAGCGCUGACCCGACGGGCAUCCUCCGCAUCCCGCGGCGCAGGCAGGCACAGCCCGGCGGCCGAAGCCCGGCCGCGCUCCCGGCAUCCCCGCCCCAGCCCUCCCGGGCCGAAGCCCCCGCCGCCGGGAAGCCGGCCGGGGGAGUCCCGCCGCCCAUGGUGCUGAGCCUGCUGCUCUCGGCCUACCAGCUGUGCCGCCUGGCCAUGCCCGAGGCGGCGGGCGCGGCGGGCGGCGCGGGCUGGUGGGCGGAGGGGCUGGGCGCCGACGGCCCCGACCUGCCGCCCGGGCUGGGCUCGGCCGUUCAGGCGGCCCUGGAGCGGAGCCUGCCCGAGCUGCACCAGGCCGUCUCGGCCGCCAAGCAAGCGGCCGGCCCGGGCGACCUGCAGGCGCGACUGGGCGCCCUCCUGGCGCUGGUGGGGGAGGCCUGGCGGCUGCCGGCCGUGGGGCGCGAGGUGGCCAAGGGGCUGUGCGACGCGCUGCGCCUGGAGGGCGGCCUCGAUCUGCUGCUCGACCUGCUGCGCGGCGCCGAUCCCGAGAGCCGGAGCCGCGCGGCGCAGCUGCUGGAGCAGGUGCUGGUGGCCGAGAACCGGAACCGCGUGGCUCGGAUCGGCCUGGGGGUGGUCCUGAACCUGGCCAAGGAGCGGGAGAGCCUCCCUCUGGCCCGCAGCACCUCGGGCAUCCUGGAGCACAUGUUCAAGCACUCGGAGGAGACCUCUCUGCAGCUGAUCGCCCACGGCGGCCUGGACGCCAUCCUCUUCUGGUGCCGCUGGAGCGACCCGGUGGUGCUCCGCCACUGCGCCGCGGCCCUGGCCAACUGCGCCAUGUACGGCGGGCAGGCCAACCAGCGGCGGAGGGUGGAGAAGAAGGCGUCCGAGUGGCUCUUCCCGCUGGCCUUCUCCAAGGAGGACGAGAUGGUCCAGUUCCAGGCCUGCCUGGCCAUCGCCGUGCUGGCCACCAACAAGGAGAUCGAGAAGGAGGUGGAGAACUCGGGCACGCUGGCCCUGGUGGAGCCCUUCAUUGCCACCCUUGACCCGGUCCGCUUCGCCCACAGCUGGCUGGGCAGCAGCGACAACAGCCAGGGCCGAACGGCUGACGACCUGCAGUGCCUGGUGCCCCUGCUGGACAGCUCCCGCCUGGAGGCCCAGUGCAUUGCCGCCUUCUACCUCUGCGUGGAGGCCGCCAUUAAAGCCCGGCAGAAGAAGACCAAGAUCUUUGCGGACAUCGGGGCCAUCCAGAGCCUGAAGAGGGUCGUCUGCUACUCAGCCAACGGUACCACCUCCAUGCUGGCCAAGAGGGCGCUGAGCACCAUGGGCGAGGAAGUGCCGCGGCGGCUUCUGCCCACGGUGCCCAACUGGAAGAUCCCUGAAGUGCAGAAGUGGCUGCAGCAGAUCGGCUUCGUCAAGUAUUGUCCCCGCUUCCUGGAGCACCAGGUGGACGGCGACCUGCUGCUGAGGCUGACAGAGGAGGACCUGCUGGCCGACCUGGCCAUGAGCUCCAGCAUCUCCCGCAGGCGAUUCUUCCGGGAGCUGACGGAGCUGAAGACCUACGCCAACUACUCCACCUGCGACCGCAGCAACCUGGCCGACUGGCUGGCCGGCGUUGACCCCAAAUUCCGCCAGUACACCUACAACCUGGUCACCUGCGGCAUCGACCGCCACGUCCUCCACCGCGUGACGGAGCAGCAGCUGCAGGACGACUGCCACAUCGGCCUGGGCUUCCACCGCGUCCGCAUCCUCUCCGCCGCGCGGGAGAUGCUUCACUCGCCUCUGCCGUGCAACAGCCGGAAGUCCGCCUUGGAGGGCACGGACGUCUUCAUCAGCUACCGACGACGCACCGGAUCCCAGCUGGCCAGCCUCCUGAAGGUCCACCUCCAGCUGCACGGAUUCAGCGUCUUCCUCGACGUGGAAAAGUUGGAGGCCGGGAAAUUUGAGGACAAGCUGACCCAGAGUGUGAUGAGUGCCCGGAAUUUCGUGCUGGUCCUCUCGGUCCAGGCCCUGGACCGCUGCAAGGGGGACGUGGCCGGCAGAGACUGGGUGCACAAGGAAAUAGCCACUGCCCUGAGCUGCAGGAAGAACGUCAUCCCGGUGGCCGACCACUUUGAGUGGCCCGACCCGGAAGAGCUUCCGGAGGACAUGAGGGCCAUCCUGAAGUUCAACGGGAUCAAGUGGUCCCACGAGUACCAGGAGGCCACCGUCGAGAAACUGAUCCGCUUCCUGCAGGGGCGCUCCUCCCAGGACUCCUCCGCAGGGUCGGAAAACAGCCUGGAGUGUGGGCCCCCCCUGGAGCAGAGCUAGGAGGACGGACGGACGGGCUCCUUCCCCUCCCCCCAGGGGCCUCCCAAGUCCACCCCAGCCCCCCGGGCUUUGGAGUCAGGAGAUCAUUCUUCCCCCAGGCCCCUCCUCAGUGGAUUCCGUACUGGAUCUCCCCACAGGGCUGUGGGGCAGGGUGGGGGGGUCUGGGGGAGCCGUCCAGUCGGGCUGCCACGAGUGGGGGAGGCUUGUGAAGUGGGUGGGGACGGGCCCUUCCCUCCAUUCUCUAGGUCUCACGCUUGUCCCCAAGGGUUUUUUCCCCCCAAAGGGCAGCUGGAAGAUUCUUGGGUUUUUCCUUGAAAACGUUUCACUUCUCGUCCAAGAAGCUUCUUCGGUUCUUCAGGGUUCCUUCUCUCCUUCCUUUCUUUCUCCCU